Messenger RNA from Lucilia sericata (common green bottle fly), 5357 nucleotides. RefSeq names its product protein polybromo-1 (gene polybromo). Gene Ontology annotation, cellular component: RSC-type complex. Lineage: Eukaryota; Metazoa; Arthropoda; Insecta; Diptera; Calliphoridae. The record is from RefSeq and is a predicted model, not a curated record. Gene Ontology annotation, biological process: chromatin remodeling. The transcript is spliced from 3 exons. Gene Ontology annotation, molecular function: protein binding; chromatin binding. The coding region runs from base 129 to 5159 and encodes 1676 amino acids.
AGUCAGCAUUUCAUGUUGGCUUUUCUUCAUUUUUUAAUAGCGUCUGUGAAAAUUUUGUGUGAAGAAUUUGUGAAAAUUUUAAGAACAACUUUAAUUAAUUUAUUUUUUUUAGUUUGUUCCUUUUGAUUAUGUUAAGCCGUAAACGUAGAGCCAGUUCGAUAAGCAGUAAACACGAUGACGAUCCCCAACAAAUGGAUGACUCUACGCCAGAACAAUCGCCGGUAUUGAUGACGUCUGGAGCGGGAGCAACUUCAACGGUAGCCAUGUCGGCACGCAAGAAACGUAGAUUAGAUCCCACAGAAAUGUGCCAGAGUCUGUAUGACUCUAUAAGAAAUCUGAAAAAAGAAGAUGGCACCAUGUUGUGCGAUACUUUCAUUAGAGCUCCCAAGCGCCGGCAAGAGCCUUCAUAUUACGAUGUGGUUAAUAAUCCCAUAGAUCUAUUGAAAAUACAACAGAAACUUAAAACUGACAUGUACGAUGAUUUAGAUGAAUUGGUACAAGAUUUUGAAUUGUUGGUGAAUAAUGCGAAAGCAUUUUAUAAGCCCGACACCACAGAACAUCAGGAUGCGGUCACAUUGUGGCAAUAUGUGGUGACGAAUAAGCAAAAAUUGCUUGAAUCCAUGGGCAUAAUGUCGACAGAUGAUGAGCCCAAGUCGAAGGGUAGAGGCAGAAGAAGAUUAACUUGCAAUGCCGAGGAAGAUGUCAAAGACGAUGAAGUAAAUGUUUAUGAAGAAUUGUUUGGUACAGUAAUGACUUCUGUGGAUAAUACCAUGAACGAUCGUCCAUUGCAUAGAAUGUUUUUAUUGUUGCCGUCGAAAAAAGUUUAUCCGGAUUACUACGAUGUCAUAGAACAUCCUAUUGACUUAAGAUUAAUAGCCACCAAGAUACAAACAAAUGCCUAUUCCAAUCUGCAAGAAAUGGAAAGAGACUUGUUGCAAAUGACCAAGAAUGCUUGUCAGUUUAAUGAACCGGGUUCACAAAUCUACAAAGAUGCCAAGGCUUUGAAGAAACUGUUUACACAAAAACGUCUGGAACUAGAAACGGGUAAAGCAAAGAUGGUAAGACGUCACAAGUCGGUAUCCAGUGCAGCUAUAGCGGCUCUUAAAGAAGAGGCCGACUCUUCAGAUGAUGAGGAAACAAGCCGUAAAGGUGAAGGUCCCAUGUGGGCUUUAUUUGAUCAUUUGUAUAACGCUCCUGGUCAUUCAGAACAUCCCGGUGCCACGGGACCUCCUUUGGGUACUUCAUUAUGGAAGUUGCCAGUGCGCAGAUUUCAUCCAGAAUAUUUUGAGCUUAUCAAACGACCCAUUUCAAUGAGUCAAAUUCAUAACAAACUUAAUAAAGGAGAAUAUGCCAAUAUCAGUGACUUGACUGCUGAUCUAUAUCUCAUGCUGGACAAUGCUAAAAAGGCCUUUCCACCAACACACAGAACCCACAAGGAUGCUGUACGCAUGCUAAAACUUAUGAACACCAAACUGGUAGAGGACACACUAGAUCAAGAAACCAGUGAAAUGGAAGAAGAUGAAGACGAUGAUGAGGAGGAGGAACUUGAGGAUGCUGAGCAAACAGUACUCGUGGCAUCCACCGAACCGCAACCGGAAAAGAAGAAAAAGGGUCGUCCAAGACUCAAUACUACCCCGAACACUUCAUUGAAUUCAUCCCUCAAUGCACCCAAGGUGCAGCGUAUGACUAUUACGCCGUAUAUGAAGAAAAAGGUAUUAGCUUUGCACAAAUAUCUGCUGGAUUUCUCAUUGGGUACUCGCAAACCCAUCGAUUUAUUUAUGGAGAAACCACCACGAAAAAUUUAUCCAGAUUAUUAUGACAUCAUACAAAAUCCCAUUGAUAUGAAUACAAUUGAACACAAUAUAAGAGCUGACAAAUAUCGUGACGUGGAAGAUGUGGUGGCCGACUAUAGGCUAAUGUUUGCCAACUGUCGUCAGUAUAAUGAGGAAGGCUCCAAUAUCUAUGAAGAUGCCAACAUUUUAGAAAAAGCUCUAAAUGAAAAACUUAAGGAAUUCCCUGGUCUCAAUGAAAUCAAGAAACCACUACAAAAACUUAACAAACCCGGCAGACGUCGAGCAAAUGCUGUACCCAUGAGUGAUAAAUUAUGGCAAUUUUACGAAACGAUACGCGACUAUCAAGAACCCAAAGGCAAGAGACAACUUUCAUUGAUUUUCACCAAACUGCCGUCAAAAACUGAAUAUCCCGAUUACUAUGAUAUUAUUAAGGAACCCAUGGAUAUGGAGAGAAUUCUUAAUAAACUAAAACAAAGUCUCUAUGAAACUAUCGAUGAAUUGGCGGCGGAUUUCCUAUUGAUGCUGGAAAAUGCGUGCAAAUACAAUGAACCCGAUUCUCAGAUCUAUAAAGAUGCUUUAGUUUUGCAGCAAUUGACGUUACAAUUAAAACAGAGUUUAAGAAAUGAUCGUGACACAGUGCCCGAUGUAGGUUUAGCUGUUCAGGAGCUGCUAUUAACUUUGUUUACUUCUGUUUAUAAUCAUCAAGAUGAGGCGGGCAGAUGUUAUUCAGAUUCAUUACUGGAAUUGCCGGAAUAUGAUGAACAACCAGGAGAGACAAAAGUACGUGGAAUUUCUUUGGAUUUGGUGAAACGUAGAUUAGACAAAGGUGUCUACAAACGUUUGGAUAUCUUUCAAGAGGAUGUAUUUGCUUGUUUGGAAAGAGCACGCAAGCUGUCACGCACAGAUUCUGAUGUCUUUCAAGAUUCUAUAGAAUUACAAUCAUACUUUAUCAAAAAGCGAGAUGAAAUUUGCCAAGACACUCUCAGUUCUACCGCUCUGAACUAUUCUCUGGAUAAACUAACGUCUGAAGUAGAAUUAAUACGACAACAAAAGUUGACACAAGAGGAACCCGAACAAGAUCAAGAUGAUAAAGUAGAAAUGGACAAGGCUGCCAUGCAGGGUGAAAGCAUGGUAAUCAAUCAAAAAGUCUUUUCACCUGGAGAUUUUGUUUAUUAUCAACACAAUGAAAAUAAAAUACCCAGCAUUGCCUAUAUCGAAAGGCUUUGGACUACCGAGGAUAAUAUGAAAAUGAUGCAUGGUGCCGUAUUUCUCAGGCCACAUGAAACUUAUCAUGUACAAACCAGAAAAUUCCUAGAAAAGGAGGUGUUCAAGAGCAGUAUGUCACAAACCAUACCCAUGGAAAAGGUAUUGGGCAAAUGUUACAUUAUGCACAUUAAAGAUUACAUUAAGUAUAGACCGGAAAAUUUCGACGAUAAAGAUGUAUACGUGUGCGAGUCUCGUUACAAUGUACGCCCCAGAUCUUUUCAAAAGUUUAAGAACUGGCCAUUUGUACGUGAAAAUGAUCCAGUAAAAUUUGUGGCUCGCGAAAAGCCUCUAGAUAUUAAACGGGUUAUGUCUGUAUUUAAGGAACGCAUUGAAAAGCAUAAAGGAGAAUUGGAGGAACUUAAACUACAGGAGGCAUUGAUUGAAAAAGAGAAGCCUAAUGUACCCUGUGAUCCUCCCGCAAAUGCUGAACCCAAUGCCGUUUACUAUCAACAAUACAACACCAUUUGCAGUGGUGUCGUUAAGACGGGUGAUUUUGUUUAUGUAGCAACGCAAACGGGCAAACAGUCUAUAGCACAAAUCCAUCAAAUAUGGGAACAAAACAAUAAAUCCUAUUUCCGGGGACCUUGGCUACUGACGCCAACUGAAAUUACACCUCCAUUGCCCACACAGCCUCCCAUGGGCAAACCUUUCUAUCGUCAAGAACUUUUACUCUCGACAGUGGAAGAAAUUAGCCCGGUUAUAGCAGUAGUAGGCCGCUGUGCCGUUUUGGAAUAUCAAGAUUAUAUUACUUCCCGGCCUACCGAAUUCCCCGAGGGUGAUGUGUACAUAUGUGAAGCCAGCUAUGAUGAAUUGAAAAAAUCUUUACGUAAAUUCUCCACCCCCAAUUCAUUGCGCAAAUUUCAACAUUCUCCGGAGGUGGCACAAGAUGAAAUCUUUUACUUUAAAAUGCCUAUUAAACCGGGUAAGGAAUGUAAGAAUGAUUUCAAUGAAAGUUUGGGCAUAAUGGAAGAUUCUAUGGAUGGCAAUCCACCAUCAGUCAGUUCGGACAUAGCAACAAUAUCAUCUCCAGCACCUUCGGUAUCCUCUACACCGCUUUCGUCUAAAAAGAGUAAAAUCGCCAAGAAAAGUCUUACGGGGUAUAUACUCUACUCGAGCGAAGUACGAAAAGGCAUUUGUACCGCUAAUCCGGAAGCUUCAUUUGGAGAUAUUUCCCGCAUGGUGGGCAAUGAAUGGAAGAAUUUACCAGCCAGUGUCAAACAGAGUUGGGAAGAUCGGGCCUGUCGCAUAAACGAAGAAACAGCCGCUAGACGUGAGCUAAUGGAUGAGACCUUGAAUUGUGCCAGUCCGGGUCCCAACAUGGAUCAACAGUCACCGAAUUUGACGUUCGAAUGUCUGUGGGAUAAAUGCGAUUACCAAUUUGAAGACUCCCUUGAUUGUAUGGAACAUUGUUUGGCCGAAAAUACUGGCCAUGUACAACGUACGGCCCAACAAACAGAUUCGGAAUACUGUUGUCUCUGGCGCAAUUGUAUACGCAUGAGAAAGAACAUGCAAGCCUUUCCCUCGCUUGUACGUCUCAUCAAGCACGUACGUGAGGUGCACUUAUCCAAGCCGGGCAAACAUAUUUUACCACAUGAACGUAGUAAAAAUUAUGUAGCACGUAAACCCAAAAUGACUAACAUACUAUCGCAACAAAUGAAUACAACGAUGGGCGUUAAUGGACAAAUGUUAGUAAACGCUGGUGCUGGCGGUGGUUCAACAAAUGCUCACUCACCGCGCGGUAUGGAUUAUAAUGCUCAAAUGCAGUAUUCACAAGUACUGGGACCACCACCCGAACCCAUGUUUAUAACAGUUCCUCCAAGACCUCAACGUGUCUUACACUCCGAGGCCUAUAUCAAGUAUAUAACUUCGCUGCAAGGCACCACCCAUCAACAGCAUUCACAAAAUGCCAAGAACUGGAAGAAGGCUUUGUCUACCGUUACCCCUAUGGAUGUAACAAAACCCAAAAAUCUCUUACCCUCUCAAUGGUUGGGCAAAUAUGCUCCCACCAAUCAGGAUGACGUUGUAAAGGCUCUUUGCCAUUUACGUAAUUUCAUGAUGGAUGAUGUUUUACAAAUUCAACGUAGUUUUAAUACAUUUUAAACAGGCGCUGUAGGUUCCAAAAUUUGACCUAUAACUUUUAAUGUGUUUUAUAAAAGGACAUUUAGAUAUGUGUGUAUAAUUUAAGUGUUAAUUUUCUACUUACACAAAAAUACAUAUAAUUAACUUGAAUAAAUGAUAUUUAAUGAUUUAUUUGUAAUAAAUAUUAAAAAUAAAUAAAUGGUGUAAUUUUGAGUGUUU